Molecule: messenger RNA, 1640 nt
Organism: Nanorana parkeri
Lineage: Eukaryota; Metazoa; Chordata; Amphibia; Anura; Dicroglossidae
Gene: MDH1B
Product: malate dehydrogenase 1B
Exons: 11
Biological process (GO): oxaloacetate metabolic process; malate metabolic process; tricarboxylic acid cycle
Molecular function (GO): L-malate dehydrogenase (NAD+) activity
Source: RefSeq, a predicted model, not a curated record
UAUAGCGUUGCCUGGCAACAACCCAGCGUGGACUUCUGGUAUACUUUGUGACUGGAGAGAUGGCGAAGUUCGUCCUCGCAGGUAAGAUGUAAUGUUGUUAUAAGCAUGCCAAAGCAGAGCUUCUUGCCGAUUAUCUUCAGAAGAACCUGCCACAUUUCACAGUUCACAAAAUCACUUGCCAUCCUGAAGACUGGGAGCAAUGGAUCUCAAAAUUGUGCCUGAACAAUGGAUGGAAGCAUAGGUGCUCUCCCAUAAUAUGGAGGGAGUUAUUGGAUCGAGGAGGCAAGGGAUUGCUGCUUGGAGGGUUUAAUGAGUUCAUGGAACAUGCACAGGAAUACUACAAUGUACGUUCAGCUAUGUUGAGUGAUUUAAUGAAGAAUAUUGCAACAGAAAACUUGGAAACUCAUGUUAAUUUACAGAUUGAAGAAGAUGAUAUAAAAAGGCAAUUUAACCCUCUACAUGUAUGGAUCACAAGUGCCUCAAUGCCUACUUGCUACAGUUUAGUACCUAUUUUAGCUACUGGUGAAGUUUUUGGUCCAGAGAAAGCUAUUUGGUUACACUUAUUAGACAACAGCCAAUCCAUGGAUACUCUACAAGGACUGAAAAUGGAGGUGGAAGACUUAGCUUUUCCAUGUAUAAGACAAGUUACAUUGCACACGAUGGCUGAUGAAGUGUUUCUCCAAGCUGACUUUAUAAUUGUCCUUGAUGAUAUACUUCCCAAAGAUGAUCAGUCCCCAGAGGAGUACAUUAAAAUGGUCACAGAAGAGUGUGUGCAGUAUGGCAGUCUCAUUGACCAGAAUGCAAACAAGGAAGUGAAGGUGGUUGUGUCAGGAAGUACCUAUGCAAACCUUAAAGCCCUUGUGAUGCUAAAAAAUGCACCGUCCAUCAAUAAUCAUCAUAUAGUGGCUUUACCAACACAACUGGAGUUUGAGGCAAAAGCUCAGAUUGCAAAAAAGCUGAAUGUAAAUUCAUCAGUUGUAAAGGAUGUGAUAGUUUGGGGUAACAUCAGUGGUAUUUUCCACCUUGAUCUGAAUCAAGCAAAGAUAUACAAGUAUGACAGUUCCAUAUGGGGUCCUUCUAGUUACUCACGCCCUUUGCUUGAUAUGAUGUUUGACAGAAAAUGGAUGAAAAAUGACCUAGUAAAUGAGUGGAAAAAUCGAAAGCUCCAUCGUUCUGGUUUGUCUGCAGCUCAUUCCAUUGCCAGUGUUCUGUCCUGGUGGCAACAACAUUCAAGCAAUGGAGAGAUUGUUUCACUUGGUGUCCUUAGUGAAGGCCAAUUUGAUCUUCCAGAGGAAAUGGUUUACUCCAUGCCAGUGCAAUUCAGAGAUGGAAAUUGGAAGGUGCAUACCCAGGUUGAUAUUCUGGAGGAUGCAAGGGAAAUAUUACAACAAGCAGCCUCUGAAUUAAUUAAGGAGAAACAUAUUGCUUUUGGAAUACCACUAGAUGAACAAUCCAUUGUAAUAGAAGAACAAAUCAUCAAACAAGAAGAACAAACUAGAAUAGAGGACACUCAAGAAAAUGGAAUUGCUGAUUUAAAAGUUUCACUUCCAAAUCUUGAAGAGCCUUCAAAUAAAAAUGAAAACUUGCAGGUCAUCCAAGAGAUAGAUGAGGAACCAGCUGAACUGAAAUUUCCAAACUGA